GCAUGUGAACUUCACUCAAGAAGAAUGGGCUUUGCUGAAUCCUUCACAGAAGUGUCUCUACAAAGAUGUGAUGUUGGAGACCUACAGGAACCUCAGUGCUGUAGGCUACAAUUGGGAAGACCAUAAUAUUGAAGAACAUUGUCAAAGUUCCAGAAGAUAUGGAAGGCAUGAAAGAAGUCUUACUGGAAAGAAACCCUCUGAAACUACUCAGUGUGGUAAAGCCUUUGCAUGUCACAGUUAUCCUCAAAGGCAUGAAAGACUUCAUACUGGAGAGAAACCCUGUGAAGGUAUUCAGUAUGGUGAAGCCUUUGUACAACAAAGUAGUCUCCAAAUACAUAAAAAAAUCCCUACGGGAGAGAAACCCUACAAAUGCAAUCAAUGUGGUAAAGCCUUUACACGACAUAGCACUCUCCAAGUACAUAAAAGAACACAUACUGGAGAGAAGCCCUAUGAAUGUAACCAAUGUGGCAAAGCUUUUGCAUAUCAAAAUUAUUUCCAAGUACAUAAAAGAAUACAUACUGGAGAGAAGCCCUAUCAAUGUAAGCAAUGUGGUAAAUCCUUUGCCUCUCAUGAUCAUCUUCAAAGACAUGAAAGAAUUCAUACUGGAGAGAAGCCCUACAAAUGCAAUCAAUGUAGUAAAACCUUUACACGACACAGUCAUCUCCAAAUGCAUAAAAUAAGACAUUCUGGAGAGAAACCUUACAAAUGUGAUCAAUGUGGUAAAGCCUUUGCAUUUCAUAGUACUCUCCAAGUACAUAAAAGAAAACAUACUGGAGAAAAGCCUUUUGAAUGUGGUCAAUGUGGUAAAGCCUUUGAACGUCAGAAUAAUCUUAAAAGACAUGAAAGAAUUCAUACUGGAGAGAAACCCUACAAAUGUAAUGAAUGUGGUAAAGCCUUUGUACGUAAUGCUAGUCUCCAAGCACAUAAUGCAACACAUACUGGAGUUAAACCUUAUGAAUGUAAGCAAUGUAGUAAAUCCUUUGCCUCUCAUGGCCAACUUAAAAAACAUGAAAGAAUUCAUACUGGAGAGAAACCUUACAAAUGUAAUGAAUGUGGUAAAGCCUUUGUACGUAAUGCUAGUCUCCAAGCACAUAAUGCAACACAUACUGGAGUAAAACCUUAUAAAUGA
Molecule: messenger RNA, 1129 nt
Organism: Mus pahari (shrew mouse)
Lineage: Eukaryota; Metazoa; Chordata; Mammalia; Rodentia; Muridae
Product: zinc finger protein 431-like
Exons: 3
Coding region: 71-1129 (352 amino acids)
Biological process (GO): regulation of transcription by RNA polymerase II
Molecular function (GO): DNA-binding transcription factor activity, RNA polymerase II-specific; RNA polymerase II cis-regulatory region sequence-specific DNA binding
Source: RefSeq, a predicted model, not a curated record